This is a messenger RNA of Cydia pomonella (codling moth), 1196 nucleotides long. Its product is annotated as piggyBac transposable element-derived protein 3-like. Bases 214 to 975 code for a protein of 253 amino acids. The transcript is spliced from 3 exons. NCBI's taxonomy places the organism in Eukaryota, Metazoa, Arthropoda, Insecta, Lepidoptera, Tortricidae. The record is from RefSeq and is a predicted model, not a curated record. Gene Ontology annotation, molecular function: sequence-specific DNA binding.
CCAGUUGUUACUACCGACCUUUAUAACGCCACCAACUAAGCGUUAGAUCUACCCGCAAUAUUUAUGGCUUUGACGUAGCAUAAACAAAUAUCAAGUUUAAUUGUAGUACUUACAAAGGGUACUUCAACAAAUCGCAUUGUUAUUUGACACAGUGUUGAUUGUGGUUUUAAGUCCAGACGUGUUUUAAAAUAACCUAAGUGAUUUCUUUGAAACAUGCCCUCGAAAAGGCCACUGAAGAAAAAGGCUUUAAGCCUUAACGAAAUAAUUGACAACCUACACCAUUUAGAUUCUGAUGAUGAUUUGCCAAAUGAAAUCACUAUUUUUCCACCGGAAAAUCCGAAUACUGAAGUAACUGAUGAAGAUUCGGGUGAUGAAGAAUUUCUGUCAUUACAUAAUCUUCCAGGAUCUCAGCUAAGGGCUCCCGCGGAGGCUAUAUAUAGCUCAUAUUCGGAAAAUGAGGAUUCGGAAGACGAUUUAUCUUUGUCGACUUUAGCCAAAAAAAUGCGUACUACUACUGAAAAUUCACAUGAAAAUGAGAACGAGCCUUCAGUUUCCAAUCCUAGAAUUAGUUCUACGCGUUUACCUAGUGUACUAAAAUCUCAACAGUACAAGUGGGUCAACCAGGAUAACCCGAGGGAACGUAGACAGUGGCAAGACCGGGAAGAGCCGAAAAAUCGUCAAUCUCCUAUGUAUUACUAUGAGUGUAUGAUGAAUGAUGAGAUAAUUGAGCUGUUGGUAUAUUAUACAAAUUUGUACGCGAGCCAGAAAAAUGCCGUCGGUAAUGUAACUACUUCAGAAAUGAAGUGUUUUUUGGGAAUACUUUUAUACAGUGGUUACGUUUCGGUACCACGUCGAUAUAUGUUUUGGGAGAAAUCUUCUGAUACUCACUUUGACAUUGUGUAUAAUGACCCGAAGACGUGUUUUGUGGCCUAUCAUACUAGUGUUAAAUUUAUAGGCAAUUAUACAAAUGUUUAACAAUGUUAGUGUGUUUUUAUUUGAAUCCAGAAUAUAUUUAUGUUACUACUGGCUGGUAGCCACCGAUUUUACUACCGGGCGUUAUAACGCCACUCGUUUUCCAGCUUUUCCAGGCGAUCAAUAUUUUUUAUUUUAUUUUUCGUAUAACAUUACUUCAUUAUAGAACAUCAUAUUUAAAAAUCAAAGCAAUCCGACUCUUUAAAAAGUUUCAGUAAUAACUG